This is a messenger RNA of Meriones unguiculatus (Mongolian gerbil), 652 nucleotides long. It is a transcript of the gene Plac9, whose product is annotated as placenta associated 9. The coding region runs from base 213 to 539 and encodes 108 amino acids. Lineage: Eukaryota; Metazoa; Chordata; Mammalia; Rodentia; Muridae. The transcript has 4 exons. The record is from RefSeq and is a predicted model, not a curated record.
GGGGUGGAAGGCUGAACGGGAGGCCCUGGAGGAGAGGUUGCCUUCAGGAUGGGAUCCCAGGCUGCGCCUUCUCCCAGGGUACGGUGGGGCUUCUGGAGGGGGCGGGCAGGUUCUCUGGAGCCAGAAGCCCGGAGCCGCCCAGGAAUUUUGGCUCGUACUUUGCGAUCCCGGGGAGGCGACUCCGGACAGACUGCACUCGGUGGCUCGGUACCAUGCAGCCGCUGCUCUGCGCGCUGGCCGGGCUCGCUCUGCUCCGCACCGCGGCGGGCGAAUGGGACCAAGGACCCAGGAACAUCCUCGGACGGCGAGCUGCUGAGUCUACCAGUUCCUCCAGAGAAGAGCUACCUUGGAGCCCAGGUUGUGACAGACAUAUGGCUGUCCAAGGCCGUUUAGAUGUCAUAGAAGAGACGGUGGAGAAGACGGUGGAGCACCUGGAGGCAGAAGUGACAGGUCUUCUGGGCCUGCUGGAGGAACUGGCUUCAAACCUACCCCCAGUCCUCAGUCCUCAACCUGACCUGCUUGGAGACGAUCUCUUCUGACCACCAGGGGUCAGAAGCCAGGAGCCUGUCAGCUGGCGUCAUCCCGCUGAGAACCAAGCCAGGUCUUCUUGCCUUCCUGCCCUGCGUGUGAAUAAAAGCUACGUGGGCUGCUG